AUAAGAGCGCGGUGUCUGUCUGUAAACAAAAGGUUUCGUCAUUGUUUUAUAAGAGCGCAGUAUUGUCCCGUAUGUUUCUCAAGGCGAGUAAGCUUUAUAUUUUGGUCCACAAACAAACAAAUUCAGGACACAUUACAUUUAUAGCGUGAACAAAAUUACAAAGAAUAGUAAUGUCAACGCAAAAACUUAUAACUCAGGAAGAAAGUCUGCACGACUCAUGGGUGGAGCUCCACUACGAUUCAUGUAGCGAACAUAGUGAGGACACACCAGUCCUGUCUGAUAUCACAGACCUAGAGAAAAUGCUUCUGGAAGCACAGCGGGAAUCCAGCAGUAGUUCACGGACAAGCUCUCACUGCAGCAGUCCUCCACAUGUCCAAACACCUCCACUCAUCAGUGCAGCCUCCUUCAACACACACACCAUUGCACAGGGGGAAGUUGUACCAGAGAGCAAACAGGAAGCUGAGACUAUCGCAAGGAUCUGUGACUGGUCCAGCCGGCCAGAGAAUGUACCACCGGCAGCACUGAUUAUUAAACGGCCAAAGCGGAACAGAUUGUGCAGCAGAAACUCAGACAAAAACGAAAAAGAAAUGAACACAAACUUGCUUAAGUUAUUGCUACCCUCCCUAGUUUUGACACACAUCCUCAUGCUUGGGUUGGGGAUCUGUAUUGGACGGCGCCUCUCCACUCAGUGCUCUGUUAUCUGAGUCAUAGUAGAUGAAUGCUUGUGUAUGUUGUGUCAGUGUCACUCUGGGAUAGUCUCUAGAAAGAACCCGGCAGUCUUUUGCUGGAACACUUUUGUUUUUAUCCGUCAGAAAUGCAAGACUAUGUAAGAGGACACUGUGAAAAUAUGAUGAUAGAAACUCUCAGCAUUAUUUUUUCUUUGGUUCUCCUGCCGGGACUUUGGCACAGAAUUGAUAAAGAUGAAUCCAGUUGUGUAUGGAUAUCAAGUUAGAUUAACCAGGAAAUAUGCCUUAUAGAUUUCAGCUUUUGCUUCGAAUUAAAAAUGUUUGUUACCAUAAAUGCAUCAGCAUGAAUAUUGUUUUACUGACCUGGUCACAUUGUUGUCUUUCAGCUGACCUGCUUUUUUUUAAUAGCAUUUCAAAUCAUUAUUCUUAAAAAGGUAAAUCUGUGUUUGAGAGAAAAUUUAGAGCCAUAUAAAUGCAUAUUCUGACAUAUAUUCUAAUGUGACAUGCUAUUGAAAAUUCAUAAACUGUCCUGCCAAAAUUAUAAUAAUCUUCAAAUUCAUUUAAAAAAAAUACUUUCAUAUAUUUUGCACCAAUUCAAAUAAAAUACUUCAUUUAUUACUUA
Messenger RNA from Ctenopharyngodon idella (grass carp), 1308 nucleotides. It is a transcript of the gene bnip4, whose product is annotated as BCL2 interacting protein 4. NCBI's taxonomy places the organism in Eukaryota, Metazoa, Chordata, Actinopteri, Cypriniformes, Xenocyprididae. The record is from RefSeq and is a predicted model, not a curated record. The coding region runs from base 171 to 704 and encodes 177 amino acids. Gene Ontology annotation, biological process: positive regulation of apoptotic process; mitochondrial outer membrane permeabilization. Gene Ontology annotation, cellular component: nucleus; mitochondrial outer membrane; mitochondrial envelope. The transcript has 5 exons.